CACCUCUUUACCUCUCAGUUGUAACUAGGCAUCUCAACUGGUGAGAUUAAAGCAUAACAUGUUGACUAUUGUUGUAGCUACAUCCAUCUGCCUGAUGGCAACUGUUAGUGCAAACGUUCCAAAUUCUCUGUCCCCGGAGCUACUGCAGCAAAUGGGGCAAUUUCGUUCCGAGUGUCUGCGCGAAACCGGAACCACCGACGAGCAAAUUGAACAAUUCAAUAGUCCACAAUCGGUGCAGGCAUCGCACGAACUGCAAUGCUACAUGUACUGUAUGUUCCGCCUGCACAACGUUACCCGUCCGAACGGCGAGCUCGAUCUGAUCGAUGUUUACCACGCCAUACCGAAGCAGUUCAACUCGAUCGCGCUGAAAGUGCUCGCCAAAUGCAACAAAUCGACCGGGCCGAUUGCAGAUGCGUGCGAACGUGCCUAUUCACAUCAUCGAUGCUGGAAGGAAACGGAACCGGAAGUUAGUGAUCCACUAUCACCUAUUUUGAUGCCGAUUCUCGCCAAACAACUAACUACACAUACACAUACACAUGGUUGCAACUGCUUCGGAAGCAAGAGUUAUCGAAAACUUUUAAGGAGUGCACUGUUCUAUACCCUUACCGGGUGCAAUUUUCUGUGCAUCUCAAAUUUGGUCGUACCGUGCGGAAGUUUGCCGUGUCGGAAAUAAGCUAUACCGGGGCAGGACAGGUCGGUGUAAUGUCCAAGCGAGGGCCGCUUCAAACUCUUAAUUGACAAAGUAUCGUGAUAAAAUGUAGACCAAAUUAGUGCUCGCACUGGAGUGGCCUUGGUUUCACUCAACUAAGCAGGGUUGAAUGCAGAGCAAAGGAUUGAACUUUCUGUAGUUGAACUUUCUGGUUCGUAUUUGGCAAAGUUUAUGUAUAGUUAUCUGUGUUUCAUGAUGUUGCCUUGCGGUUUUAAUGCAGUUUGUCUGCUACCAUCGUUUUUUCAGCUUGUCAUUACUGUGUCCAUUCCAGCUGAAAUCGAAAUACCAGUUACCUUUAUAAGUAAUGUUAUUAAAAUCUGAACUAUAACAAAAUAAACAACAUAAACAAUUUGCUAAAUAA
This is a messenger RNA of Anopheles coluzzii, 1070 nucleotides long. RefSeq names its product pheromone-binding protein-related protein 6-like. The record is from RefSeq and is a predicted model, not a curated record. The coding region runs from base 59 to 673 and encodes 204 amino acids. Gene Ontology annotation, biological process: sensory perception of smell. The transcript is spliced from 2 exons. Gene Ontology annotation, molecular function: odorant binding. NCBI's taxonomy places the organism in Eukaryota, Metazoa, Arthropoda, Insecta, Diptera, Culicidae.